AUGGCCAUCUUCGACGUCAAAGUCGUCAUUGUGGGCGAUGCAGGCUGUGGCAAGAGCAGCCUGCUGCAGCGCCUGCUGACGGGGCGGUUCCAGCGAGACUUGAACCCCACCUAUGCCCCGGAAUUCGGAGCCAAGAAGAUAGAGGUGGAGGUGGCGGCCUGUGACAAGGCGGGCAGCAGGGCCGGCAGCACGUGUAGCGGGGCCAACAGCGGCGGCGGCGGUGGGCAGGAUACCGGGGCCGUCGCAAGCCGCCGUGUUACCUGCGGCAUCUGGGAUACCUCCGGCUCCUCCCGCUUCCAUUCUGUCAGCCGCAGGUUCGUCAAUGGCGCCGAUGCGGUGCUGGUGUGUUGGGACCCGUCAAGCAGGCAGAGCUGGGACAGGCUGCGGGCGUGGGUAGGAGACGCCCGGGCUCAAGAGCCAGCGGCGCUCAUCUACCUGUGCGCCUGCAAGAGCGACCUGCUGGCGCCAGCUCAGCGCGUGCCAGCUCAGCAGGCGGCGGCCGCCGAGCCGGCACUGGAGGUGGAGGUGGAGCGGGUGAACGGCGGCGGCGGCGCGGCCCCGAUCUCGCCCUGGCUCUGGCUGCAGCAGCAGCAGCAGCAGCAGGCGCAGCAGCAGCAGCAGCAGCAGGCGCAGCAGCAGCAGGCGCAGCAGCAGGCGCAGCAGCAGCAGCAGCAGCAGCAGGCGCAGCCGCAGCCGCGGGCAGAGCCGCAGGUCGCGGCGGCGGGCUGGAAGUCUCCCGCGCGCGGCGCCGGCGGCAGGCGGUCCCUGGAUGCACCCACCACCCCUCUGAAGGCCGACCGGCAGUCGCCGUCGGGCAGCCAGGGCACGCCGGGGUCGCCGGUGCCAGCCACGGCGGCGGGGCGGAAAGUGGCGGCGGAGCACGCGCGGGCGGCGGCGGCCGAGGUGGUCGCCAGUCUGACGGGGCAGGCGGUGCCCUCGCCGUUUGCGGCCGCAGCACAGCCGCCGGCCGGCAGCGGGGCCUGGUUGCCUGGCCAGCGCCCCGGCAGCGGCGCCUCGCACGCCUCUGCAUCCCCAAGCGGCGGCGGCGGCGGCGCCUCCCCGGAGGGUUGGCAGGCGGCGAGCUCCGGCGCCUCCCACCAGCGUGCCUCUAAGCCGGGAUCGCGGCAGCAGGAGCAGCGGCGGCAGCAGCAGGAGCGGCAGCGCGGCGCCUCGCCCGAGGCAGGCGGCAGCCCGGCAGCUGGUGGGCGGCGGGUGGGCACGCCCCGCCGCCGCCCGCGCGUGCGCCUGCAGCAGGAGAGCGACGGCGAGGGCGAGGAGGAGGAGGAGGCGGCGCCGCCGCUGCAGCAGGCUGCGGUACCGCAGGCUGCCAUCCAGCACUACUGCCGCACGGAGGGCCUCCCUCUGGUGUGGGUGUCGUCGCGCACAGGCGAGGGGGUGGUGGAAGCCUUCCGCACCAUUGCCCAUGAGGCGGUGAGCCAGCAGCAGCGCCGCGGCGCGCAGGAGCGGGGCCUUCUGCAGCAGGGCGGGCGCUGGCCGGCGCUGCGGAGCCGCUCGCGGCAGGGGCACGAGGGCGAGCGCCCGGGCGCGCCUGCAGCCAGCCGGCCAGCCUCCCGCAGCCCCUCGCUGCCGCCCCAGCAGCGGCCGCAGGCCGGAGGGCAGGCCCCGCGGCCGCAGUCAGCCGGCAGCAGCAGCCGGCGCGUGGGCGCAGCGGGAGGGGGCGAGGGCGCGGGGCGGCGCAGCGGCAGCCGGAGUGCCUCGCACCUGCCUCGCACCGCUGCCGGCGGCAGCAGGGGCGGCAGCAGGGCCGGCAGCACGGCUGGCAGCACAGGCCUAGGGCUGCAGCAGCAGCAGCACGAGUAUGUUCUUGGCACCUCCCAGUUUGAGGCCGGGCGGCGGAGAGGGCCCGAGGAGAAGUCUUGCUGCAUCAGCUGA
Chlorella variabilis is the source of this 1893-nucleotide messenger RNA. RefSeq lists its product as hypothetical. Gene Ontology annotation, molecular function: GTPase activity; GTP binding. The coding region runs from base 1 to 1893 and encodes 630 amino acids. NCBI's taxonomy places the organism in Eukaryota, Viridiplantae, Chlorophyta, Trebouxiophyceae, Chlorellales, Chlorellaceae. The record is from RefSeq and is a predicted model, not a curated record. The transcript is spliced from 6 exons.